Molecule: messenger RNA, 3596 nt
Organism: Armigeres subalbatus
Lineage: Eukaryota; Metazoa; Arthropoda; Insecta; Diptera; Culicidae
Product: glycine dehydrogenase (decarboxylating), mitochondrial
Exons: 5
Coding region: 439-3450 (1003 amino acids)
Biological process (GO): glycine decarboxylation via glycine cleavage system
Cellular component (GO): glycine cleavage complex; mitochondrion
Molecular function (GO): glycine dehydrogenase (decarboxylating) activity; pyridoxal phosphate binding; glycine binding
Source: RefSeq, a predicted model, not a curated record
CACGUAACAUUCAAGUAAUAGGAGUUAAAGUGCGAAGGUAGCAAACACAUAGAUAAUUACGAACAAACUCCAUAGCUACUGAUCUCUGAAUUCUUUCCAUUCAAUGAUCCAUGAUUAGAACAUGAAGUGAAUGAUUCCUCGCCGUACAAUAGGUUAACAGGAUUCCAUCACAUGACAAGGACGUUGCAGCAUCUUCCAGCCACUGAUAAGCCGAAUUCCGCCACUUUAAAUUUGAGCGAUCGAUUCAAUCCACGUUCCAGUUCUGUUUGUGUCGUCGUACUGAUCGGGCGGUUGAAAGUGUUUCGUUGCGCCGCGUGGUUAAUAGUGCCUUUAGUGAGUGACGAGUUGUGAUCAAAGUGCUAAUCUUAUAAUGUGUAAUUAAAAAUAUUGAAAUACAAAUCAAUUAUAAAUCGAAGCUUAGUGAUACCGUUUGAAACAAUGCAGCGGACUGUGAUAAAUAAAUCGAUCAUUGGUCUCCAGACCAUGGCCAACAAGCAUCGGUCAUUGUUGUCCGUGUUGGCCAAUCAAGUGAAUAGCAACAAACAACUGCUACGUUGUAUGGCCACUGUGGAAGAAGUAUUUCCUAAUAAGCCGGAUUUUGCGUCACGCCACAUUGGACCCCGGAAAACUGAUGUCGUUACCAUGCUGAACUCGAUCGGAUUUAAGUCCCUUGAUGAGCUCUCCGAGAAAGCUGUACCGGCUGCUAUAAAGUUUAACCGUAUUUUAAACAUUGAAGAUCCUUUAAAUGAACAUGAACUGAUCGAUCGCAUUCGAGCCAUAGCAAGUAAAAACGAAGUAUGGAGGUCCUAUAUCGGUAUGGGUUAUUACAACUGCCUUGUUCCCCAUCCAAUACUUCGAAAUAUUUUUGAAAAUCCCGGAUGGACCACCCAGUAUACCCCAUACCAGCCAGAGAUCAGUCAAGGUCGACUAGAAUCUCUACUGAAUUUUCAAACCUUGGUAACUGAGCUCACGGGUCUGGAGAUUGCCAACGCCUCGCUACUAGACGAAGGAACAGCUGCAGCCGAAGCGAUGAGCCUGUGCCAUCGCUUCAACAAACGCAAGAAGAUUUUUAUCUCUAGGAAAUUGCACCCGCAAACCGUCGAGGUCGUAAGAACACGUCUGGAAGCCUUCGGCGUAGAAGUAUUGGUUGGAUCUGUAAAACACAUCGACUUUGCAGAUCAUGAGAUAUCAGGCAUAUUAUUACAAUACCCUGAUACAUUCGGGGACGUUCAAGACUUUGAGCAAGUUUCGGCAGAUUGCAAGAAGAACGGUACUCUUGUUGCAGUGGCAACGGAUCUUUUAGCAUUGACUCUUCUCAGAUCACCGGCUGAGUUUGGAGCAGAUAUUGCCAUUGGAUCUGCGCAACGGUUUGGUGUUCCGCUAGGGUACGGUGGACCACAUGCAGCCUUCUUCGCAUGUCGUCAGAAGCUGACUAGGCUUAUUCCUGGAAGAAUGAUCGGUGUCACAAGGGACAUGGAUGGCCAGGAUGCAUAUCGAUUGGCCCUACAGACACGAGAACAACACAUAAGAAGGGAUAAAGCCACUAGCAAUAUAUGUACAGCUCAGGCCCUUUUAGCAAAUAUGGCAGCUAUGUAUGCCAUCUAUCAUGGACCGGAAGGAUUGAAAAAUAUUUCUAACCGGAUUCACAACUAUGCUUUAACACUUAAUGCAGGAUUAAUUAAAGCCGGCCACGAACAAGUAAACAAAGCGUUCUUCGACACAUUGCACGUUAUACCACAUGGAAUGAAUACGACAGAAGUAAAGGCUAGAGCUGAAGCCAAAAAAAUAAAUUUGCGCUAUUUUAGUGAUGACUCAAUUGGCGUUUCUAUUGACGAAACGGUAAAAACUUCAGAUAUUGCGGAUCUCCUAUGGGUGUUCAACUGUCCUGACGUAGAAACUACACUGGCAGAUCCGUUAGCGACAGCAAUGUCGGUACACAAGACUCAAUUUAGACGAACUUCGCCUUUCCUGACCCAUCCAAUCUUUAACAAGCAUCACAGUGAGUCGCGAAUGGUGCGUUAUAUGAAGCAACUCGAGAACAAAGACAUUUCGCUCGUACACUCAAUGAUACCAUUAGGAUCAUGCACAAUGAAACUUAAUUCUACCACUGAAAUGAUACCGUGUUCAUUCCCGAACUUUACGGAGCUACAUCCUUUUGCUCCGAUUGAGCAGGCAAAGGGCUACAAACAGAUGUUUGAUGAGUUGGAGAAAGAUCUGUGUGAAAUCACGGGGUAUGACAAGUUUUCAUUCCAGCCAAACAGCGGAGCACAAGGAGAAUAUGCUGGACUAAGAGCUAUUCGAAGCUAUCAUGAGUCACGAGGGGAGCCUAACAGAAACAUUUGUCUAAUCCCAAUCAGCGCUCAUGGAACAAAUCCUGCUUCAGCGCAAAUGGCCGGUAUGCGUGUUGAGGCCAUCAAAGUUAACAGUUGCAACGGAACGAUCGACACUGUUCACCUGAAGGAAAAAGUCGAGGAACAUUCCCAAAAUCUGUCUUGCUUAAUGAUUACUUAUCCUUCAACCAAUGGAAUUUUCGAGGACAACGUUGUGGAUGUUUGCGAGCUUGUUCAUAAAUAUGGAGGUCAGGUAUAUUUGGAUGGCGCCAACAUGAAUGCACAAGUCGGACUGUGUCGCCCCGGGGAUUUCGGAAGCGACGUGUCUCAUCUGAAUCUUCACAAAACAUUUUGUAUUCCCCAUGGAGGUGGUGGUCCCGGGAUGGGCCCGAUUGGUGUAAAAAGUCAUUUGGCGCCAUUCCUGCCAAAUCACCCGGUGGUAGAUCCAUUAGCUGGAAUAGAGAACAAAAGCUUCGGCGUUGUAAGCGCAGGGCCAUACGGAAGUUCCUCUAUUCUACCGAUUUCAUGGUCAUAUAUUAAGCUUAUGGGUGGACGUGGCUUGCGUCGAGCAACCCAAGUUGCCAUCCUCAACGCCAACUACAUGUCGAAACGAUUGGAGAACCAUUUCAAAACUCUCUACACAGAUCCCAACACUGGUCUCGUGGCUCACGAAUUUAUUAUGGAUGUGCGAGAUUUCAAGAAAACUGCCAAUAUUGAAGCCGUGGAUAUAGCUAAGCGUUUGAUGGAUUACGGAUUCCAUGCCCCAACAAUGUCGUGGCCCGUAACCGGAACUCUUAUGGUGGAGCCUACUGAAUCCGAAGAUAAGGAAGAAUUGGAUCGGUUUUGUGAAUCUAUGAUUUCAAUUCGCAAGGAAAUUGAAGAUAUCGAAGAGGGUCGUCUGGACAUACGGGUUAAUCCUCUUAAGAUGGCUCCGCAUACACAGAAACAGACUAUCUCUUCAGAUUGGAAUCGACCUUAUACCAGGGAACAAGGAGCUUUCCCAGCGCCAUUUGUCAAACCAGAAACCAAAGUGUGGCCAACUGUCGGACGCAUCGAUGACCUCUACGGGGACAAACACCUGGUUUGUACUUGCCCUCCUAUGGUUCCAGAUUACGAAUAAUGUUGCUGUGAGUGCUGAUGGUGUGAAAUAAGCCAAGAUAUGAGAAUUGCGUUGUUUAUCAAUUCAUCAUGAAAGCCCAAUACUUUGUUUUUUAGAAUUGAUUUGAGAAUUAAAAUAAAGAACAUAUUUAACCAAUGUCAUUGAAA